AGAGAGAGAGAGAGAUCCAAUAUGAAGGAGAUCUGUGGUUCACACAGUCAAAGAGAAAAGAAUGCAAUCUCUUCAUCAUCCCACCAUCAUCCCUCUACCUUCUACUCCUCAUCCGCACACCCACCGCACCCGCCACCAUUUUUGCAGCCAUUUCCCCUCCACUCUUCCACAUCUUGGCCGCCAGCGCCGCCCUCCGCCAGCUCCCGCCGCGGUUGUCUCCCCAAGCAGCUCGUGGGAGAAGGGCCCUAUUGAAGCUGUUCUGUUUGACAUUGAUGGAACACUUUGUGAUUCUGAUCCUCUCCACUUCUACGCCUUCCGCCAAAUGCUUCAACAGGUUGGAUUCAACAAUGGAGUCCCAAUCAAUGAGGAAUUCUUCAUAGAAAACAUAAGUGGAAGGCACAAUGAGGACCUUUGUGGCAUCCUCCUCCCAAAUUGGGACCUACCCAAAGCUAGAAAAUUCCUUCAAGAUAAAGAAACUUACUUUUGCAGACUAGCAGAAGAGCAGUUAGAAGCCAUAGAAGGGCUGGACAAGGUCCGCAAAUGGAUCGAAGAGCGCGGGAUUAAACGCGCCGCCGUGACAAACGCCCCGCGGCCGAACGCCGAGCUGAUUCUUUCGAUGCUUGAACUUACAAAUUUUUUUGAGGCGGUGAUCAUAGGGAAUGAAUGUGAACGUGCAAAGCCAUUCCCUGACCCUUACUUAAAGGCUCUUCAAGCUCUCCAAGUCUCUCCCCAACAUGCUUUUGUCUUUGAGGAUUCAGUAUCAGGAGUGAAAGCAGGAGUGGGAGCUGGAAUGGAAGUGAUAGGAAUUGGGAGAAGAAACCCAGAUGAGUUACUCAAAGAAGCUGGAGCUCGUUUUGUGAUUAGGGAUUUUAAUGAUCAAAAUCUUUGGACCCAACUACUCGUUUAACUUCAUCCUCACUCGUACACCAUCCUGGGUCUAACUCUAAUACUACGUGUAACAGGCUAAAACAGACAAUAUCUACCAGUGGUGGACUUAGGUUGAUACACUCCCCUUCAGCGUUCUUUUAAUUUCACAAGUCACACUUGUUGCUAGCACACACCACAGUUAUUAGCUAUCAAUUCUUUUUAAAUUAUUUUUUAACCAUCAUAUCCUCAGGAUCAUUCUUAUUCAGAUAUGAUAUCAGUUCAUUGAUAUAUCCUCA
Messenger RNA from Cucurbita pepo subsp. pepo (vegetable marrow), 1163 nucleotides. Its product is annotated as haloacid dehalogenase-like hydrolase domain-containing protein Sgpp. The record is from RefSeq and is a predicted model, not a curated record. NCBI's taxonomy places the organism in Eukaryota, Viridiplantae, Streptophyta, Magnoliopsida, Cucurbitales, Cucurbitaceae.